AUGUUCACGUCUAGGUAUGAGUAUAUAGCCCUCUUGGGGUCUUUGGUCCUUGUUCUGCUUGAGACAAUCAUUCAUUUGAUUACUUGGUGCCUACCCGGCCCUAUCAUCACAUUCUGCUAUGGCCAAUCCAAGGCGCUUUUCAACCUUUUAAUACCUGGUGAAUCCCGGCUUAAGCGCACCAAAGAGGAAAUAUUCGCCACCUCUAUUGCAGACGCGUCAGAUUUCACCGAGAUAUGUGCACUCUUCGGGUACCAAGCCGAGGAGCACAUUGUACAAACAAGCGAUGGUUACCUUCUGGGACUUCAUCGGCUGGCAUAUCGAAAAGGAGAAGAAAAAAUGCGCGUCAAUAAUGGUCCCAAUGGGCUUCGGAAGAAAGUCGUCUACCUCCACCACGGCCUGAUGAUGUCCAGUGAGGUGUGGGUAGCCUUGACAGACGAGCAACGGUGCCUGCCCUUCCAGCUGGUGGAAGGGGGAUACGAUGUAUGGCUGGGGAAUAACCGUGGAAAUAAAUACUCCAAGAAGUCGAUCCGAUGCUCGCCGAGUUCCAAUGAGUUUUGGGAUUUCUCUAUCGAUCAGUUCGCCUUCUCUGAUAUCCCCAACAGCAUCGAGUACAUCCUCGAGGUGACCGAUCAGCUGUCAUUGUCCUAUAUUGGAUUCUCCCAGGGGACAGCGCAGGCAUUCGCUACGCUCGCUAUUCAUCCAUUGCUCAACCAGAAGAUUGAUGUGUUUGUGGCACUUGCGCCGGCCAUGGCUCCUUCGGGUCUCCGCAACCGCAUUGUUGAUUCACUUAUGAAAGCCUCUCCGGACUUUUUGUUCCUGUUAUUCGGUCGACGCAGCAUCCUGUCCUCGACAACCAUGUGGCAGACGAUACUGUACCCGCCGAUCUUCGUGCGCAUUAUCGACACAGCGCUCCGAGCCCUCUUCAACUGGAAAUGCCGCAACAUUAGUCAAACACAAAAGCUUGCUGCGUAUUUGCAUCUAUAUUCCUUCACCAGCACCAAGUCUGUGGUGCAUUGGUUCCAGAUCAUUCGGAACAAGAAUUUCCAGUUCUACGACGAUGAACUCUAUGCCCCGUUCAGCUUAGCCGCCAGCGAGCGCUUUUACAAGCCGGUUAAAUACCCUACUCGCAACAUCAAGACGCCCAUUGUGCUGCUGUACGGCGACAACGAUAGUCUCGUUGAUAUCGGCGUGAUGUUAAAGGGGCUGCCACAUGACACUGUCGCCCAGGCGAUUCCCACCUACGAGCAUCUAGACUUUUUGUGGGCCUCGGACGUUGACCGCCAAGUCUUCGGUUAUGUGUUUAAUGCGCUCGAGACGUACAGCCGGGGAGGUCCGUUGGCAGGCAGUACGGGGCCUGAGAACCACGGAUUUGUCGCCGACGGUCGUGUUUCCAAUACGUCGGCUGCCCGAAAAACCCACGUCUUCCCCAAUGAUGUAGCCUACGGGGCCACACCCUGA
Molecule: messenger RNA, 1458 nt
Organism: Penicillium psychrosexuale
Lineage: Eukaryota; Fungi; Ascomycota; Eurotiomycetes; Eurotiales; Aspergillaceae
Product: sterol esterase
Exons: 2
Coding region: 1-1458 (485 amino acids)
Biological process (GO): lipid metabolic process
Source: RefSeq, a predicted model, not a curated record